AUGACAUCGGCAAAUUCACCUGUUCAUGCAAACCAGGGCGAUCAGGGAGUUAAAAACUCCGGGCCCAACGGAGUCACCUCAAGCGGAGCCAGCAUCGGCUCGGGUAAAGAAGGAGCUUUGAUGCCACCAGGCCCGAAGACGGUGGUGAGCAGAGCGCUAGGAAGCGACUUGCAUUCCGAUGCCCACAGAGGCUCGCAGGGCGGAGUCGGAACCGCACUGACGGACACUCCGAUUUCUACCGCACCCUCUUCUCCACAGAUUAAUGGUCUCUCAGCCGCCAGCACUCCCAGCCGGGUGCGAGCAACGACUCUGGAUAUUCCCGGGCUGACUCGAUCCAAGGUGUCCCCAGAUGGACGCAUUGCCCAACGUGAUGUGGGGUCCAAGUUGGUCAUUGUCAUGGUCGGUCUGCCAGCCCGAGGCAAGAGUUACAUCACCAAAAAGCUGGCUCGUUACCUGAACUGGCUCCAGCAUGAUACCGAGAUCUUCAACGUCGGCGAGCGUCGUCGUGUCGCUGCUGGGAAGUCACCGUCGCCAGCCCACAUUGGGCGUCCACUGGAAAAGCGUGUGAGCAGUGUCCACAAGGACCUCGUGGACUCUGUGCGUCGACUCAGCGUCAGCGUUGGAACCGCCAACCAGGACGCAACGUCCCCCCCUGAGGCGUCGUCGCCUCCUAACGACACAUCUCUUCCCCCGCCUGCUAUCCCGACGAAGAUUCUCAUCAACGGCAAGGAGCCCGAUUCGUCUAUCUCGCAGAAUGGCAGCACGGUAGUAUCUUCUGAUGAUGCCGGUAAUCACACCGCAGAAAUUCCGGCCGACGCCAUCAAAGAAGCCUCCCCAGAGCCGAUGGACCAGUCUGCCAAUUUCUUUGAUCCUUCGAAUCAGAUCGCUCUGAAGCUCCGCGAGCAGGUUGCUUUGGAUACCCUUGAUGAACUCCUUGAGUACAUUCUCGAGGAAGGUGGAAGUGUUGGUAUUCUCGAUGCCACCAACAGCACCAUGGAACGUCGUAAAGCCAUUGUUGACCACAUUCGCAAGCGUGCCGGCCCCGAGCUCGGAAUCCUCUUCCUCGAGAGCAGUUGCGUUGACAAAGACCUCCUGGAAGCCAACAUGCGUCUGAAACUCUCCGGACCUGACUACAAGGGCCAAGACCCAACUGCUGCCUUAGAAGACUUCCGGAAGCGGGUUGCACUGUACGAAAAGUCAUACGUGCCACUUGGCGAGUAUGAAGAGAAAAAUGACAUGGCCUACAUUCAAAUGAUUGACGUUGGCCGGAAGAUUGUCUCACACCAGACACAUGGCUUCCUCUCGUCGCAGGUGGUCUAUUACCUGCUCAACUUCAACUUGUCUCCACGCCAGAUUUGGAUCACUCGUCAUGGCGAGAGCGUGGACGACCAAGCCGGACGCCUCGGUGGCGAUUCUGAUCUUAGUGAAAAUGGUCAACGGUAUGCUAAGGCAUUGGCGAAGUUUAUCGAUCAUCAGCGCAAGAAAUGGGAGCUUUAUCAACGACAGAAGAACCUCAUUAAGCACUUCCCUCCACGUCCGGGUGACAGCACCCCCCCAAACCCCUCCUACAUCCCCCGUGACCGCCCGCGCAACUUCUGUGUUUGGUCAUCCAUGAUGAAACGUGCCAUCCAGACGGUUGAAUACUUCAACGAAGACGAUUUUGAUGUGAAGCAAAUGCGCAUGCUGGACGAACUUCAUGCGGGCAAGAUGGAGGGCAUGACCUACAAGGAAAUUCAGGAACAGUUCCCUGAGGAGUACGCCCAUCGCAAGAAGGACAAACUCUUCUAUCGCUACCCCGGUCCGGGUGGAGAGAGUUACCUGGACAUCAUCAACCGUCUUCGCGCGGUCAUUGUUGAGGUGGAGCGUACCACUGAUCAUGUUCUUCUGGUCAGCCACCGGUCUACUGCUCGUGUGCUGCUGUCCUACUUCCGUGGCCUGAAGCGAGACAUGGUUGCAGACCUGGAUGUUCCAAUGGGCAUGUUGUACAUGCUGGAACCUAAGCCAUAUGGUGUUGACUUCAAGGCUUACCAGUACAACCCUGACAGUGAUUGGUUUGACGAAGUUCCCAACUACGAGCUGCACCAAGUUGGUGCUUGA
This is a messenger RNA of Penicillium oxalicum, 2097 nucleotides long. RefSeq names its product 6-phosphofructo-2-kinase PFK26. Gene Ontology annotation, biological process: fructose metabolic process; fructose 2,6-bisphosphate metabolic process. The coding region runs from base 1 to 2097 and encodes 698 amino acids. The record is from RefSeq and is a predicted model, not a curated record. NCBI's taxonomy places the organism in Eukaryota, Fungi, Ascomycota, Eurotiomycetes, Eurotiales, Aspergillaceae. The transcript is spliced from 2 exons. Gene Ontology annotation, molecular function: ATP binding; 6-phosphofructo-2-kinase activity. Gene Ontology annotation, cellular component: cytosol.